Messenger RNA from Stomoxys calcitrans (stable fly), 1457 nucleotides. RefSeq lists its product as uncharacterized. Lineage: Eukaryota; Metazoa; Arthropoda; Insecta; Diptera; Muscidae. Gene Ontology annotation, molecular function: DNA binding. The coding region runs from base 137 to 1255 and encodes 372 amino acids. The transcript has 6 exons. The record is from RefSeq and is a predicted model, not a curated record.
UCAGUUAAUUCAUUUCAGUGACCCGUUCAUAUGAGCUACUGUUGUGUGUUCGCGAACUACACCACUCUAUUCCAGAAUUUCAACGUGUACAUACUAACUUUUGCAAACGUAAAGUGUAAAACGUGAAAAAUUAAAUAUGUCGUCGACUAGAAAGUAUAGCUGCAUAUGGAUGCAUUUCAUGGAAGACGGUCGAACAAGGGCAAAAUGCAAUUAUUGUCAAGCUUCUCUCAGCAUUGCUGGAGGAUCAAAUGGGAACUUAUCCAGACACAUGAAAAAAAAGCAUUCACAUAUAGUGUUGGAUCCUGAAAAACAUAAAACGGAACCUGAGGAAUUUCUAAAUGAAGAUGCAAUCUCAGCAUUGCCUUCAUCAAGUGCUCAAUCGGUUCGUCAAAAAAUUGUCAAAAACAAUUGUUCAAUCAUGAAUUCAGCAAUUACAGAUACCAUGUCUUCGCGUUCUUACAAAUCAGCAUCAGCACCGCCCAGCCAUAUGGCUACAAGAACAACCGAUUGGAGCUGUGGAAAUGUUUCCUUUUGUUUUCAAGCCCAAAGAAGGGUUUAUGUCCUGAAUUGUAUGUUCUGCUCCCAGGUUUGCUUACAUUGGGAUUCCUUUAUAAAUCAUAUGGAACAGGAACAUGAUGAAGAUCUUUGCUCUGAACAUUUGAUGCAAAAGGAGCCACCAGCAGUAAAUAUAGAACACGACUAUCGCAUUGCUACAAAAAGACGCAAAACAAAUACAUCGAACACAUCUGACAAUAAUCGUGAUGGGGAUGAUCGUUUAUCGAAUAAAGCAGAUUUCAAUUCUGAUCCGCUAAUUGCAACUCAUGAUGUUACCCGCUUUCCCGAAAACGUGAGCAUUAAAACAGAAUCAGCAAUGGAAAUCAUUGAUGAGUAUGAAGAUACAAAUACUAUAUCAGAUAAAGAGGACGAGGCGAGCGUGACAUAUGAGGACGAGGCGGACAUUACUACCGACGAACAAACGGCAAAUUCGUACAAAGCGCAAACAACGGCAACAAAAUCAGACGUACAGGCUCUUAUGGACAAACUCGAUUUAGCACACCGUCUCAUUUAUCGCUUACUGGAUGAAGUAAAAUCGUUAAAAGGUCAGACAUCAACAACAGCAACUAACACACCUACAGUUACUAGCAGUCGCAAAAACCGUCAAUUUGAAAGGGGAGACGACUUUUUACAAUGUGAUCAAAAACGAUCACCCGAUCAACGUUUUAUGGGUUUUAUUACUGAACAACAAAAUUUAUAAAAAGUUGUUAAAAAACGUAUGUUCGAUUAUUCAACAUGGUGUUGGCAAGGUUCCAAUGUUAAGUUGGCCCUUAAAAGUGUUUACCACCAACUCUAUAAAAACGUAUAAAUGUAUGUAUUUCCAUUAUGUAUAUUUGUUUCAGAUGCCAACAAACAUAAACUUGUGUUAAUAAUAAAUGUUUAGACAAUAAAUGCAACCAUUA